UUAACUGUUCCUGCUCUGGUGGAAGUUUGGGGAUGUGUGACUAGCGCCGUUAGAUAACAGUGAAAUUCUUCACUUAGGCUUAGCAGGGAGGGAAUCUGGAGACCGCAGUUUGUGUCACAGGACUUGAGUGGGUUUUUAGAGACAAUUCAGAAAGAUGGGGAACCGCGUCGCUCGCGAAGAUUACGAAUGGGUGUACACUGACCAGCCACACGCUGAUCGGAGGAAAGAAAUUUUGGCAAAAUACCCAGAAAUAAAGUCCCUAAUGGGGCCUGACCCGAGGUUGAAAUGGAUUGUCUGUAUGAUGGUUGCAGUGCAGUUCCUAGCUUUUUACCUUGUUAAAGAUUUGGACUGGAAAUGGGUUCUGUUCUGGACAUAUGCCUUUGGAAGCUGCAUCAACCAUUCAAUGACGCUGGCUAUUCACGAAAUAUCUCACAACACUGCUUUUGGUAACAACCGGGCUAAGUGGAACCGAUGGUUCGCCAUUUUCGCCAACCUUCCGAUUGGCUUGCCCUAUUCAGCCUCCUUCAAACGCUAUCACCUAGACCACCAUCGCUAUCUGGGCGGGGACGGCGUGGACGUGGACAUCCCCACCAAUUUCGAAGGCUGGUUCUUCUGCACGCGCAUCCGCAAGUUCAUCUGGAUCAUUCUGCAGCCUCUGUUCUAUGCUGCCCGUCCUCUUUGCAUCAACCCUAAGCCCAUUACUCAGCUGGAGAUCAUCAACGUUGUCAUCCAGUUCUCUUUUAACAUCGUCCUCUACUGGCUGUGGGGUGCCAAGCCCGUGGUCUAUAUGAUGGCAGGAUCCAUGUUGGGAAUGGGGCUUCAUCCCAUUUCAGGACAUUUUAUCGCCGAGCAUUACAUGUUCCUUAAAGGCCAUGAAACAUACUCCUACUAUGGCUCCUUAAACCUGCUAACGUUCAACGUGGGCUACCACAACGAGCACCAUGACUUCCCCAGCAUCCCUGGACGGAGGCUGCCUCUGGUGAAGAAGAUAGCUGCCGAGUACUAUGAUGAUCUGCCCUGUUACACGUCGUGGGUGAAGGUGCUGUAUGACUUCAUCAUGGACGACGAACUGAGCCCUUACUCUCGUGUGAAGAGGAAGAUAAAGGGAGACAUUAAACUUGAGUGAACCUCCUCCACAUGUCCUCUCCUGCUCAUUCCCUGCAGUCCAGUCCUGCCUUGCGUGAAUUUUCAGCGACCAAGUUGGAAAGCAGCUUUGCCCACCAUACCACACUCUUAACAAUAAGCUUACCACAAAAGUCAUACACUUGUGCUUAGGCAGGGGUGGGCAAAUCCGGUCCUGGAGGGCCAUGGUCCUGCUGUUUUUCUUGUCAACCAACUAAAUACA
Molecule: messenger RNA, 1345 nt
Organism: Chanos chanos (milkfish)
Lineage: Eukaryota; Metazoa; Chordata; Actinopteri; Gonorynchiformes; Chanidae
Gene: degs1
Product: delta(4)-desaturase, sphingolipid 1
Exons: 3
Coding region: 155-1126 (323 amino acids)
Biological process (GO): ceramide biosynthetic process
Cellular component (GO): membrane
Molecular function (GO): sphingolipid delta-4 desaturase activity
Source: RefSeq, a predicted model, not a curated record